Haliotis rufescens (red abalone) is the source of this 585-nucleotide messenger RNA. Its product is annotated as DNA-directed RNA polymerase II subunit RPB1-like. The record is from RefSeq and is a predicted model, not a curated record. The coding region runs from base 1 to 585 and encodes 194 amino acids. NCBI's taxonomy places the organism in Eukaryota, Metazoa, Mollusca, Gastropoda, Lepetellida, Haliotidae. The transcript is spliced from 2 exons.
AUGCCAGUGCACAUCCCUGAACACCUCUACACACCCUUCACCACACCACGGCACACCCUCUACAUGCCAGCACACAUCCCUGAACACCCCUACACACCCUUCACCACACCACGGCACACCCUCUACAUGCCAGUGCACAUCCCUGAACACCUCUACACACCCUUCAUCACACCAUGGCACACCCUCUACAUGCCAGCACACAUCCCUGAACACCCCUACACACCCUUCAUCACACCACGGCACACCCUCUACAUGCCAGUGCACAUCCCUGAACACCUCUACACACCCUUCACCACACCACGGCACACCCUCUACAUGCCAGUGCACAUCCCUGAACACCUCUACACACCCUUCACCACACCACGGCACACCCUCUCAAUGCCAGCACAUAUCCCUGAACACCCCUACACACCCUUCACACCACCAUGGCACACAAUCUACAUGCCAGUGCACAUCCCUGAACACCCACCCCUACACACCCUUCUUCACACCUCUUUUACAUUGUUCUCUGUCAUCCAUCUGUUCAUGUUUUACUUCUCUGACCUGGCUAAAGGGAUGAGCCUGAAACUUAAUGAUGAGGUUUAG